This is a messenger RNA of Cylicostephanus goldi, 255 nucleotides long. The record is from the annotation of a GenBank genome assembly. NCBI's taxonomy places the organism in Eukaryota, Metazoa, Nematoda, Chromadorea, Rhabditida, Strongylidae.
AUGCCUUCCUACAACCAACCACCUCAAGGUCCACCAAUGCCAAUGUAUAACGAAGGACCUGGGCCACAAAUAAUCUCCCAAGGUCAACCGAUGCCGAUAUACAACGAUGGACCACAGAACAACGGUAUACAGCAGCAACCUCCUCAGCUGUAUGGUAACGAAAUUGGAAACUCGGGCGAAUUCCAAUCCGGCCGAUAUCAACCGCGUCAAAUGUAUCCCGGUAAUGCCCCGAAUGCCAAGGCUUUACGCCAAUGA